AUGGCAUCGAAUGGCUUUUUGUCGAUGAGCAACUCCUCAAGUGGCUUCAGCGUCGAGAGCAUGGCCAGUCAAAGCUUGGCCACCGAUGUGGCGGCAGCCAAUGCCUGGUCCUUUGAUUGGCAUUUGACCAAGAACCCCUGGGAAGGACUCACGUCCAGUUUCUUCAUGAUCUUGGCCACGGAAUUGGGUGAUGAGACCUUCAUCAUCGCAGCAGUGAUGUCGAUGAGACAUCCCAAAUUCGUCGUGCUCUCGGGGGCCUUGGGAGCCUUGUACUUCAUGACGGUGCUCUCGGCCUUCCUGGGAGUGGUUCUUCCCAACUUGAUCUCCCAGGAACGAGUGACGCAAUGUGCCACGAUCCUCUACACCUUCUUCGGACUUCGUCUCAUGUAUGUGGGAGCUCGUGGGGAGGAGGACAAAGACGAAGAGUUCGAAGAGGUGGAGAAUACCUUGAAGGAUUCCGCCUCUAAAGGACAGAAGUCUUAUGUUCGAAGGAUGUUCUCCCAGUUUUGUACCCCUGUCUUCCUGGAAGCCCUGAUGUUGACCUUCCUGGCGGAGUGGGGUGAUCGAUCACAGAUCGCCACCAUCUCCUUAGCCGCGCAUCAGUCCCUUGGGUUUAUACUAAGAUGUUAG
Molecule: messenger RNA, 630 nt
Organism: Durusdinium trenchii
Lineage: Eukaryota; Dinophyceae; Suessiales; Symbiodiniaceae
Source: the annotation of a GenBank genome assembly